Nematocida ausubeli is the source of this 966-nucleotide messenger RNA. RefSeq lists its product as uncharacterized. Bases 1 to 966 code for a protein of 321 amino acids. The record is from RefSeq and is a predicted model, not a curated record. Lineage: Eukaryota; Fungi; Microsporidia. Gene Ontology annotation, molecular function: DNA-binding transcription factor activity. Gene Ontology annotation, biological process: regulation of DNA-templated transcription; sexual reproduction; regulation of pseudohyphal growth. Gene Ontology annotation, cellular component: Tec1p-Ste12p-Dig1p complex; nucleus; Ste12p-Dig1p-Dig2p complex. The transcript has a single exon.
AUGAAUUAUAACCAGUUAGAAGAGCAGGGUGAUAAGGAGCUGUUUCAUUUCCUAGCUAACUCACCAAAGGACUUCCGGGAGGGAGAAAGAAUUAGAAAGUACCAAUUAAAGAAUGGAGACUACAUCCACUGCAUUCUUUGGAAUAUGCACUUUUACAUCACAGGGACAGAUAUCGUGAAGGUUCUUGUGUGGAGAUUCCAGAACGCAGGGAGACACAUUGCAAGCCACAAAAAGUUCGAGGAGGGUGUCUUCUCAGACCUCAGAAACCUAAAGCCUGGCAUAGAUGCAACCCUUGAAUCACCCCGAUCUGACUUUCUUGAAUUCUUGUACAAAAAUGGGUGCAUUCGAACACAGAAGAAGCAGAAGGUUUUCUUCUGGUACUCGGUCCCUCAUGAUGCCCUUUUCUGCGAUGCUUUGGAGAGAGACCUAAGGCGGGAGACAAAUCUAUACACAUACAGCAAAUACAUGUGCGGCAUGCCAGGAGUCCCCAGGCCACAAACAUUUGCACAACAAAAGAGAAGCUUGAAGACAUACAUUCGGGACACAAAGAUGGACGAGAAGAAGAAGAUGCUUCCAAUGGGCAAGCCCCUGCAAAGGCCAAAGGAGCGGCCAGAAAUGUCUUCCGUAGACAUUGAUCUGUUCAAAGACUCAAGCCUGCCUAACCCAACACCUGUGUUUACUCCUGCCUCUACUUCAUAUACCUCGCACAUACAGCAGUUCAUACAGCCCACAGCAAAGCCAGAAACAAGCACAUACAGCUUUAAUGAACUAGACUUUUUUUCAGACGACUCCGCGUUUAUUGAAAGCAUCAUAGGAGACAACUUUUCUUUUCCCCAGCCAUUUGAGAAGUCGUUGAUAUUUGAUACAGGGUGUAGCAACAAAAAGUCAGACUUAGAUGACUUUUCAUUUAUUAACCCAAAGAAACUUACAUACGGAAGCAAUAGCAGUGGGUUUCAAAGAGGAUAA